CACCCAUUCUUCAGGCGCUACUAAUUUAUAGUUUCAUCUGAUUUGUGGUCUAAAAGACGUGAUCCGAAGAGAUCCCAAUUGGAAGAUGAGUCAAACGAAUGUGAUCAUAACCAGCGGUUCCAGGAACCAGAUAAUACACGUUCCGGUGGUGACGUCGACCACCCGAUCGGCCACUCCUAUAGAGAUUGUCACGUCAUCGUCGGCAACGGUUACCAUCAACCGAACCAAUCAGUCCUUUACUGUUAAUCACAAUAAUAAUGGCAAUAAUGUUAGCAAUAAUGCGACCAUUUAUUCGCCGGCAAAGUCUCUGAACCGAUCGUUUCAAUCGCCGCCGCCUUCGGCGCCGAAAAAUGUGAUCAAUAAUAGAGAGCAGUUUAGCGGAAACGAUGACAAUUGCGAAGUGAAAGCCUUGUAUUUCAAUAAAGAGACGAAUCACACGCGGGAACAGCUCUUACUUCCCACCGAUACGUACAUUAAACAGGAAGAGUUGGACGACGAGGAGGAAUACGAAGAGUAUGAAGAGGACGAGGAGGAGGGUCUGGAGGGUAUCGCCAACUCGAAGACCCAAUACCAGUGCUCGGGUUGUGGUAAAGGGUUUUGUUACACGGGUUGGCUCGACCGACACAAGCUGUCGAGUCCCGCCUGUCGUGACGCUCAUCCCAUUCACGAGACAUUCAACGCCGUCCACAGCGAACCGACAAACUAUUCGCAAACACUCGGAAACAUUUCAGGCGGUAAUGGAGGCGAUCGGUCGCGACCCAGCCUUGAGGGUCGACUCCGGGAACUGCUUUGCUGUCCGAACGAGAACUGCAAUUUUGUCACCCAUUGGGUUCAGUCGCUCAAUAAGCACGUGUUCGGCGCGUGUAAGUACGGCAAGAGUACUGGCAAUGGGAACGACAAUGUGGUCCAGUCGUCGCCCACCGCCAAAAAGGGUGUCCAAAACUGUCACAUUUGCGGCAAACAGUUUGUUGAGGCGGAAGCGCACAUUCAACACAUGAAAAGCGUUCACCAAAUUAAGCUCUUCUAUCAGUGCUCCGAAUGUAAGAUCAAUUUCGACAACAAACACGAAUCGGAGGCUCAUAUCGAAGAACACAGCCGUUUGGGCAAAUUCUCGGCCAAAGAGAAGUUGGUCUCCACUCCUAUUAAAUCGGACACCAAUGGCGUGGGAAACGGUUCCCAACAGUACUGGAAGUGCGAGUUGUGUCACAAGAGUUAUCUAUCGGUUCGCGCGUAUGAAAUACACCGGACGUCAUGUGAGAAAGAGAUGCAAUCGUCGACCAAAGGGAACGGCACUCCGUCUCCGCAAAGGUCUCCCCAACGACAUCAACCGCAACCACUCAGACCACUAGCGAUGGCGCGGCCGACGGCCGGUCGUCCCGUGGGAUCGGGUGUGAGAAACGCAUUGAAUGAGAAUACUGUAAAGCAUUUCAAACGGGAACAGAUAGAAGCGAUUCACGGCAAUGACUUUCGCUGUCGAUAUUGUCGCAAAGCAUUUGACAAUUCCUACGGAUUGUGUAACCAUUUAAGUCGACGUCCAUUUUGUCGCGAAUGGUAUUAUAAGGCUAUUCCUCAAGAGCUCAAGAAGAAUAAUUCGCUUCAUCUCAUGAAGAAUACGAAGAGAUCGCGUAUUCGUAAUAUUAUACACAGACAGUCAUCGGCCGCACGACAGCCGAGUCCAGGCAAACAGACGCCAAUCCAGAGCGGAGACGACAUCGUAUAUAGUCGUCAACAGCGGAAGGGGUCCCUUACGGGCCGAUCACGCAAUGCAUUGCCGCCGUGGACUAACUCCGCGCGCUGUGACCGCUGUCGCAAAGUAUUUGUCGGAAAGAACCCAACGGUUGCGCUGACCAAUCAUUUGCGCGGAUCGACGUGUUUGCCCACUAAAUACAAUCCGUUUCAAAAGCCACAAGUGAUCCGUUCGCGGACUCUGGCCGGUAGGAAACCAGCGGUUCCGCGCAACACAUAUACCACGAACGCCACCGCAAACGAUGGUCAGAACCGAACGGUCGCCGAAAAUCGGUUUUACUGUAAACUUUGUCCGCGAAUUGAGCUCAAGAAUCGAGUAUCUCUUGGCUGUCAUCUGACUAUAUAUCACGGUUUACCACAAGUGAACGUCUCGACCGGAAAGGGCGAUGGCUUUCGCUGUCAAAACUGUUCCCAAAUAUUUGAGUCAAAAUAUUUCUAUAACCUUCACCGACAGGACUGCGACCUGACGUCUGCUUACGUCGGAAUGGUUUCGAGUAAUGAGAGCUUUGCCGCAAACAAACAGUCGUCGCUCUCGAAGGACGGGUCGACCAUCACAUGCGAUCUCUGCGGAAAGACUGGCAUUACUAACGCCAGUCAAUUGAAUAUCCAUCAAAAGUAUCAAUGCGUGCGUCGACUCACAAGCAAUAGAGUGACGGCUAAUGUGAAGAAAUUUACGCCAACCGCCACUACUAAAGACAGUCAGAAGCCUGUGAUGCGGUCGUCAGAGUUGGCCAGACUUAACGAUAGGGCCAAGAAUGAGCCCAACCUAACCAUGUGUGAGGCCUGCGGAAGGGGUCCCUAUAAUAGCUACUAUUACUUCAUGGAACACAAGAAAAAGUAUUGCAGCGCUCUGUCCAACGAGACUACGGGCAGACAAUCGGGGCCUCAAAACAAGGCUAAGAAGUCGUUUGUGGCCGAGGAUAGAGCGCCGCCGGCAGAGGGCGAGUCGUUUUGCCUGAACCCAACGGUUCCGCGCGCCCGCAAGACCAUGAACUACACUAACGUGAGCUCUCCCGCACAAAUGAGUCAGAGCUCCAGUGCCGCCGCCGUCGCCAUCGGAAUGGAUACUAACGGGAAUGAAUCGGAAGAAGUGGUGAUCAGUGUAUCCGAAGUGACCAAAUGCACGAUCUGUGCCGAAGAGUUUGACGACGUUCUGCAGUUCAUUCGCCAUCGUCUCAGUCAUAUCACCCAAGAGUUGAUCCAAAACGAGUCGAUCGACGCGUUGGACUGCGAACUGUGCGGCGCUCGCGUCCAUCACUACCAACGCAUUCAACAGCAUCUCAUUCUUCACUUACAAAACGUUCAAAUCCUUAAAAAGAAAAAUCUGAUUGAAGUGACGAAGAAGUCGCUGGAAAUGCGCGACUCGGAGGCCAUCGAUCAGAGCGACGACGAAGACAUCGAUGGGGGCGACGACUCUCUACUGCACUGUCCGUACUGUAAAUCGGAGCAGAAAUCGCGCGCCGAAUUGGCCAAUCAUAUCAAGACGACGUGUCCGUAUCGGUACCAGUGCUCCAACUGUAACAAGACAUACAUGACUAAGGAGUCGUACGUCGAGCACAGAGACGAGUGCACCAAAAACACUGCCAUCAAUCGUAUUGCGUCCAAAGCACCCAAAUUUAAAUGUAGAAACUGUGGCCUUGAGUUCAGAAUUAAACAACAGCUCCUAUGGCACGAACACGCGUGCAAUAAGGUCUACACCGCCGACCACUCCGGACGCGUUGAGGAAGUCAUUGAGAGAACCCUUUCGUGCAGUGUUUGCGGUUUAGUGAGUGAUGUAUACGAAAGUAAAGUUAGACAUGAGUCCAAAUGUCUCAAUAGAUAUUUGGCUGUCAUUGGGAACAGCACUGAAGAAAUCAAAUCAAACGGCGAGCAAAUUAUCAAACCAUUGAGUAUAUUAGACAACAUCGAUCUGACGAGUCUAUCGGACUCUUCGGAGUCGUCCGAAGUGCCCGAAGCCCUGAUCCAGAACCUGAAGGAAGAGUUUGGUAUACGAAAGGACGUGAAAGUAGUAUUGAAUGCUUUUGAUGAGGAGAUUGUGCGGCGGCUGAAGACCGACCUGUACUGCGAACGCGACGAAUCCAUUCAAUACGAAACACUGAAAGAAUCGUUCCUAACAUUAGUCCGACGGCUCAUCAAAAACGAUGAGGUGUUGCGUGAGAUGUCUCAGGAGCCCAACGCAGAGAUUGUGUUGAGCCGUAUGUUGAAGUAUUUGGGCGAACAAGUGAUCGAUCACAACGGUCUCAAUGAGUUGAACUGUUUUCGCCAGAAUCUGCAGACAUUCCUCAAACUGACCAUUAAAGACGACACUUUGAUUCUGGCCUAUAGGGACGCCGAGUCCGUCGACGAGGCCAUCAUCAAUAUGCUUAACUUCGAGUGCGAACUCCAUUGCUGACCACCGCAUCCGCUCAACACACCAUUACUUGACACAGUCAUCACUUUUAGUACCACUACUACGGACUGGCCAUCCCUUUCUCUGUCUCUCUCCACAAUCAUUUAGUAUUUCAGUGAUCAUAACCACAUCUUCACCACCACUACUACCACCACAACAACUACUACUAAAUCUGCGGUUAUAUUUACAACAAAUGAAAUGAUUUAUUGAAUCUUAGAUUUUAUUUCUAAUUUAAUUGUCGCGCAAAACAACGGAAAGGGAAGC
Molecule: messenger RNA, 4399 nt
Organism: Medioppia subpectinata
Lineage: Eukaryota; Metazoa; Arthropoda; Arachnida; Sarcoptiformes; Oppiidae
Source: the annotation of a GenBank genome assembly